Molecule: messenger RNA, 615 nt
Organism: Nicotiana attenuata
Lineage: Eukaryota; Viridiplantae; Streptophyta; Magnoliopsida; Solanales; Solanaceae
Exons: 2
Coding region: 71-466 (131 amino acids)
Molecular function (GO): zinc ion binding
Source: RefSeq, a predicted model, not a curated record
AAUUUCCAACCAAGAAAAUUUGAGAUUGAUACAAUUGUAUACAGAAAUACGUUCAAAUUCGAUUUUGCAUAUGGCAUACGUUCAAGAAGCUCUUCAGACAUACACAACGCUUGGGAAAAAAUACCAGGAGAUGCUUACCUUGAAUGAGGCAAUGUCUACACGAAUGACUGUGGUGCCAUCGACUGAAUAUUUGCAUACGGUGAACGAUGAAGGAAGGCAUUACACAAUAUGCUUUUUAGAGAAAAAAUGCAGUUGUGGUCGGUUCCAAGUCAACGAAUUAUCGUGCCCACACGCUUGGACUGUCCUGAAGAGCAAGUGUCUAAUGCCAGAAGAUUAUUGCUCUGAUUAUUACAAACCAAAGUCUGUUGUAAUGACAUAUGAGGUGCCCGUGUAUCCUUCGCCGGACCGGAAAAAAUGGAAUAUACCAGCACAUGUAGCAGAUGAAGUUGUAUUACCGCCCAAAUAGAAAAGACCUCCUGGAAGACCAAAGAAGAAGCGUGAUAAGCCCUUCAUUGAAUUGCUGCAGAAGAAAAAUCAACAUUCGUGUAGCAUAUGUGGGCAGGAAUGACAUAAUAAGCGUACUUGUAGAAAUGCUCCACGUUGAAAUUAGUUCAC